UAAGCUUUGUUUACAGUUAUCUGAGAGUUAAAGCGAAACAAACACAAAACAAACAUAAAAUGGAUGGUGGUGUGCUCGAGGACAUGUGGACGCCGUACAAGCGUCUGUACGAUAUAUGCCAGUUGGCCAUAAGGAAUCCCAAUGAGGUCACGGCCGAUUUUGAGCUGUGCCUCAAAAAGUACAAACAGAACUUUACCAAUUUUCUGCGCAAUCCGCCGAAGAGUGAGAAGAGCCGUUCACACUUGCGCAAUGCGCUACUGGAGGGUGUCAUGCUGGCAGGGCAGUCGCGUAAAGUGGAACUCUCACAGGAAAUAAUUGAUGAGGCCAUCAUAUUGUCCGAUAUGUUUGAUUUGGAUGAGAUAUUUGCCUUGGAGCUGCUAUGCACGGCACAGCGUCAACAGGUGCAUCAUCCGGGCUUACCGCGCGGUCUGGUCGCGGUAUUGCUUUACUAUGAUGGUCGCAAGGCAAUCACUUGUACACUGCGCGACAUGUUUCAGGCUGUGAGCGGCGUUUCCUGGAGCACCGAACUGCCCAGAGAGAUGACCGCCUUGAUCAACAACUACUGCCAGAAUCUUGUAGAAGAUUCCAACAUACUUGGGCGUCUGCUGGAGCUGCUGGCCGAAAUGGACAUGGAGAGGGAGAUUAGUUUACUGACCAAAAAUCGAGCCUUUGGCUCAAAGAAGCAUCAGAAUCAGGUACUGGCCCUCUAUGAGGACACACGCAAAGCCUUGGCAAUGGCCCUAUUCCAUUGGUCCGCUCAGCGUGGCCUGCCCAAAAACAUUGCCAUACGUUUGCUGCAGCAUUUGGCCAAUACGAAGUCAACCGAUGCCGCCGGCAACAUGGACGACGUAACCCUAAUCAUGCUGAUGGCAUUGCUUUAUGCCUACGAUACCUCCGUGCUGCUGAUAACCGAAUGCGAUAGUCCGCAUACGGCACGCCUGCCCAUACUGAGCGAUCCCGAUUAUGCCAAGUGUUUCUAUGAGGCAAUCUAUGCGCAGAACAGCUGGCAGACUCAGCAUCUGGAUGCCAUUAUCAAGUAUAGCUUUGGUUUGACAUUGGCCAGUCUGCGACAAGCGCCAAGCGAACUGCAGGCAAAUGCUGGCGCUCUAAUCAAUCGGGAUGAGCAGCUAAUUGACGAGGCGCUGGCGGCAAAUGUUUUUACCUUUUUCUAUCGCCAGCUACUGGAGAAAAAUGUGGUCUAUACAACCGAAUUCAUUUAUCGUCGCCUACACCUGCUCAUCACGGAUUUUAUAGAUUUCAUGCAUGCCAAGGUAUCGGAGCUACGCGGUCGUGCGGAUGAGACAGCUCGCACGGUGAUUAGCUUUCAGAAUGAAGGGCUCGAACCGCCGCCAAAUCUGGAUGUCAAUUUUGAGCUGCUGAUGCUGUGCGUGGCCAAGUUGUAUGGCGAUAAACGUGCCACCAUCACGUUAUGCAACGAGUAUUGGGGUCCAACGGACACAACAACAGCUAACGGUGUCGCCAAUUAUGUUCAAAAUACCUCACGCGCCGUCUCACUGUUCAAGUUUAUACGCUUGGCCAGCGAGCUGCUGCCGCAAACUCUGUUCAGAUCGUACUUGAAGAUGAUUGCUGGCCUAACACGCACUGAAUUUGCGGCACGCUGCGCCUUCAAUCUGCUCAAGAAUUCGCAGAACUUGUCGUCCACCUAUGCCGUCAGCUGGGAUCAUUUCUUCAAUGCGCUCAACAAUUAUUUCAACAACAUGCGCACCGACUUUGACAGCAUGGCCAAUGCCGGAGAUUCGAUUUAUCGGAGCACUGGCAUCCCACGUAAUAUGACGCCACGUGAAACGGAACACAUGGCUGCUGUGAUGGGCAUUAUGCAGGCCGUCGCUGAGAAUGAUGAAAUUUCGCGAAUUAUGCUCUGUGAACAGGCCAAUUGGCAGACGCCGCAGGUGCUGCUCGGCCUGGUGGCCUGCUCGACGCCGGUAAUGCUUAAGGGCGAAAUUUUGUUUACGCUGGCCGCGCUCAGUCGGUCCAAGGAGACGGCGCGCACCAUUUGGUUUCAUUUGGAGGAAUCGCAAAUCAUACCCACCGUUACGAUGGUGUCCAGUGCCCAUGCCGAGUUUAGUCUGGCCGAAGAAAUUGAUCAGAAUGAGAGCCGCCUGGAGACGUACAAGCUGACCCGCGGCAUUCUGCAGCUGUUGUAUACGCUGAUGACCACACACAUGCCGCGCAGCCUAGGCUGUGGUCCGCGCAAGCCCGGCUAUGAUCCAUAUUUGAAAUUUGUCGUCGAAUCCAUAUUGCUGAAGUUCUACAAUCGUGCGUAUAAGGAUCCCACCGAGAAAUGGGCUGUGGGCACCAAAUGUCUGAAGCUAUUGUAUUUCCUGUUGGCCAGCUAUCGGCCGAAGGCCUCAGAUUUUCUGGAACAACGCGAUGAGCACGCGUAUCCGGGCUAUCACAUAAUGCUCCAGCUGCAAGUCAAAUCGGAUAUGUUGCGUCUGGUGUUGCGCAUUAUCGAGGAGGCACGCGAACGUCUCGACGAUUACAAUCAAUUCAAUGGCAAGGAGUUGCUCGAGGAGUGCGCACUUUAUGCCUUGCUGCUGCUCGAGGUGGCCCUGGCCAAACAGAAUGCUUUCUUCGAGGCGCACGCAACGGCAAAUUGUUCGAUAUUGUUGCUUGGUCUCAAUCGCAUGCUCCUCGAUCUGAAUCCGCGCAGCCGCAGUCCCGACUAUGUGCUCAAUAUUGUCAAAUUUGUUACCUUCAACAGUUGGCUGCCGCGUCAUGCAUUGGCCUCAAUUAAGAUCCUGAGCGCGGUCAGCAUGCUGCCGGAUGUGGUCAGCCAGAUAUUGAAUAUGUAUGCCCAUGGCAGCACCGAGAAGCUGGAGAUACGUCAGAGAUUUGUCGAAUGCCUCGAAAUGGAUAUGCGUCGCGGCUCGCCGCUAAAUGACGAUGAGCUGACGGAUCAAUUUAUUGGCAUUGAUCAAUUUGGUUAUCCGCUCGAUGGCAAUCUCAAUGAGACCGAUUUGCAUGUGGAUCUGGAGGCGCUCGACUAUCGCAAGCCGCAGCGCAUUGAGCUGCAGAUCAAGGAGGCCAUUGUUGAACUAUUCGAAGUCAAUCUUAGCCAGCCAAUGCCCAAUUUUGUUUACUUUCUGCUUGGCAUCGAUGUAAUACGCGACUUUCUGGGCAAUGAGAAGCAACAACUUGGUCUCGACGUCAACUGUUCCUGCAUCAAUUCGCUGGUCCUGCUGCUCGAGCAUUAUCUAGAGCAACAGCGCCACAGCGACGAUUAUUGCGAGCACACGGCCCACAUAGUCGAACGGAUUUAUCAUCUCUUUCAUGGACUGUGCGCCCAUCGUCGCACCUCGGAGGCGAUUUUACGCUACUUCCGGUUGACCUGCAAUGACUUUCUGUUGCGCCAUUUAACCGCAAUGCCGUUCCGUCAUUUUGGCGAGGAUAAUAUCUUGCAUGCGAUGAGCCAUCUGAUGAACUGUGUAUCAAUUGAAAUGAAAUUGGCCGCCACAUACGGCCAGACGACACGCUAUGCCCUGCUGUCGGACAUCCUGUUGGCCGUCAAUUCGGAGACGCAACGCAACGGUCACAGUUUGCCGCUGGAAAUGAGCAACAAUAUGCUGACACCGCCGUCAACCAACCAUUUUGGUGAUGUGCUGCCCGCCGGCCGUACAAUGUUGCAGACAACAUCGUUGGGCCUCCAUGUGAAUCGUUUGCUUGACUGCCUUACGCUGGAGACGCAAACUCUCGUCCAGCCCAGUCUGGAGUUUUUCGAUGAGCGCCUGUUGAGCAAUUUAUUGGUCGAUUGCGAGGCAAAGGGCAGCAUGGGUGGCGCCGGCAUGAUAAAUAUACACAAGCUCCAUGAUAUACUCCAUGAUGAGCUGCGUCAUGUGCAGAGCACCAUUGCCAGCGGUCAGCGUAAGUCGAUUGUCAAUGAGAUAACCGUGCUGCUGCAAUAUGCCAUCCAAUUGAAUGGGGUGCGCAUGCAGAGAUUUGCCACCUAUAGCUAUAUGAGCGCCUGGUGUAAUCUUGUCCAGGUGCUGUUCAGCAUAAUGCCCGAUACUGUGCUGCCGGUUAGUGUGCGCAAACAGCAUAUUAUCGAUAUCAUCGAGAAGAUCAUGUUGAAGGUGGAGCCACAGCAGCCGUUGAUUAAGAUCUCCAUACAGGUAACGGAUACGAUGCUCUUGCUGUCCGCCAAUUUGAGGCAUUGUUACUAUCAGCUGGAGGAUCAGCGUUCCCUUGACGAGCACGGCAAUGUCGUUUGUCUUAGUGAUAUGCCCAGCUCUGUGGAGAGCAGCAGCCAGAGGAAUGCGCACCAAAGAAGGAGCAGCAGCAGCGGCAGCAACAACAACAACAACAACACAAACAAUACCAACAAUAACAUUAAUAAUAAUAUCAAUAACAACAACAAUAAUAAUAACAACAACAACAAUAACAUGAGCAGCAACAGCUGCAGCAGCAGCAAUUUACGCUUCAUACUAAAGCGCCUCAUCGACUGGAUCAUGACCUGCGAGGUCAAGUCACAGAAGCUAAGCAUCAAUCUGUAUGCCUCGCUGCUCAAUUGCCUGCGCAUUGUGAAGCGUGUGCGGAGCGAGGCGCAAGUGGAGUACGAUGAAACAUUUUUAGCCCGCACGGACGGCUAUAAGAGCCAGCGCAGCCCAGACGGCGGGGAGAUGUUCCAAAAGGAAAUGGCCGCCGAGAUAAUUAGCAGCAUGGGCGACAAAUUGAUUGACACCAUUUGCCAUGAUGCCAUCACUGGGCACGAUGUGUGCAGCAUGCUGGCGCUCUCCUGUCUGGACCUCAUAUCCGAGCUGCGCGCGUUCGGCACGCUAAGCGACACGGUUGCCCAACGUGGCUAUUUGAAGCAUAUACUGAGCAGUCUGGCCAAAUCGGAUGAGCAGCUGCGCGAGGUGCUCAAACCAAUGCCACAUAAUCUGAGGCCGCUUUUUGUAUACGAAUCGUGCAUGGCAUUCCUAACGCAAAUGGCGCAAACACAUCAGGGCGCCACCCUGCUCCUAGCCGAGGGUGCGCUCGGCGUCCUCUCCAAUAUGAGCAUCUAUGAUAUGCAGCCAGAUAUUAAGGCCAGCGAACUGGAGCGUAAUGUUCCUGGCAACUUUAUGCCAGCCAUCGAUGCACGUUUCCGUUCCAUAUUGAUGCCGGCAUUAUCGCUAUGCGAUAGCAUCAUUGAUUCCCUCGGCAUUAGCAACAAUAGCGCCUCGUUGCAGGUGCUCAAUUUUCUGUUCGCACACAUUGAAAUGAUUGAGGGCAUGCUGCGUGCCGCAUCGCCAUUUAUGCAUUUGGGCUACCUAAAGCUGUUGGCCACGGUCACCAAUCUGUUUGCCCGGACCACAACCUACGAUGUGUCCACAAUUGAGAAGUGCCUCAAUAUCCAUCACGAUGUCGAGAUGAACAAUCGCUUGAGCCGGCUGCAACAGCUGAUGAUUGUCGUAUUUGGUCGUUUCACAAUCAAUGAGGCGACCAUACGACGCAUGCUGCAUCAGGAGCGCACCCAGACCGAUCUGCCGGACCUGUCCGAGGAGCAAAAGAGCCAGCAUGUUAAAUUCUUUUUAGACAUAACCGCCAAUCUAUCAUUGUUCUGCCGCCAUGCCGUAACCAGCCAUGUCCGGGACGGCAUCACCUCCAAAUAUCUGAUCACAACCAUGAUUAACGAUGUGACACCGCUGUCGGGCAAAUCGGAUUGCAAGAAACUGACCGCCGUCAUGCAGAUCAUAUUGAAUCAGCUGAAAGGUUCCAUUGCCUAUUUUCUGUCACAAAAAUCAAUUGCCGACAAUCUGGUGCAGCAGCGCGCCUCCCUGCCCAACAUAACAUUCGGACCCAGCGGCAAGCAAAACUAUUUGGAACUAAGCCAACGCCACAAUGAGAAACACAACGAACUGCUGCUGGCCGUUUUUAUAGCCGAACAGAAUUUGUAUCUGCUCUGGAUACAUUUGGAUUUCUAUUUCCGCAAUGCGGUCAUCUAUUCCCAGGAGAAUCGCACUUCCAUAAACGAAACCUGUUUGGAUCCCAACAACAUGUCCGUACUGAAUGCCUCUCAGGACGAGAUAACGCAGCUGAAGCAAAUGCUUAUCUCGAGUUUCAAUGAAACAUUCUGCACACAACUAAUCACUGCCAGCGAAGAAUAUUCUUUGAAAUGCAAAAACUUUAAUACCGCGCUUUUGCGUCGCAUUAAAGCGCUUGUUCAGUUUGCCCCGCAAAUCUGCUGAUGUAUUCUAUAUGUUCUUUGUUUUUUCCUUGUGUUUUGCUCGCAAAUGAUCAUUAUAAAAACCAUUCUCAUUACGCGUCUUCAUGUGUUGUCGUGUAAUUUACAUAAUAAUAUGCAACAUUUUAUAAUGAUACAAAUUGCUUAAGCCCUUCAACUGUUCUUUAAAAUAG
Messenger RNA from Drosophila novamexicana, 6360 nucleotides. It is a transcript of the gene Nup205, whose product is annotated as nuclear pore complex protein Nup205. Gene Ontology annotation, cellular component: nuclear pore; nuclear pore inner ring. NCBI's taxonomy places the organism in Eukaryota, Metazoa, Arthropoda, Insecta, Diptera, Drosophilidae. The record is from RefSeq and is a predicted model, not a curated record. The transcript has 12 exons. Gene Ontology annotation, biological process: nuclear pore organization. Gene Ontology annotation, molecular function: structural constituent of nuclear pore. The coding region runs from base 60 to 6191 and encodes 2043 amino acids.